Molecule: messenger RNA, 5340 nt
Organism: Aedes albopictus (Asian tiger mosquito)
Lineage: Eukaryota; Metazoa; Arthropoda; Insecta; Diptera; Culicidae
Exons: 2
Coding region: 1-5340 (1779 amino acids)
Biological process (GO): DNA integration
Molecular function (GO): nucleic acid binding
Source: RefSeq, a predicted model, not a curated record
AUGGCGACUUCGGACUACGAGGAUCCGUUUGCUCCGGCAACGCCUAACACAAAAGAGUGCAAACGUUUGAUUAUUCGUCGCAAUAGCAUUCUCGGCUCUGCGAAGCUCAUCGGAGCGUUUAACGAAAAGUAUAAUCCUGCUACUGAUUAUGCUCAAAUUAAAUUUCGUCUUGCAAAGCUUGAUACUCUCUGGACCGAAUUUAAUGAGGUUCAAGCUGAAAUUGAAUUGGAGUAUGGGCUAACUGAAGAGCUUUCGGAUGGGAAAGCGACGUUUGAAGAUAUGUACUAUCGGUUGAAGGGAUCACUGGACAGCAAACUAACCUUGAAUAACACACCUUCCACAUCCACUGGUCAUAUCCCACCCCCUGUUGCUCCACCUACCCAGGCACUUGGUGUCCGCCUUCCUAAGCUCAAAAUUCCUGAGUUCAAGGGAGAUUUCGACGAGUGGAUGAAUUUUCAUGAUUUGUUCAACACACUCAUCCACUCGAACCACCAACUUUCCGAGGUUCAAAAAUUCCAGUAUUUGAAGGCAGUACUGAAAGGAGAUGCGCUACGUCUCGUGCAGUCUCUGGCGGUGACAGCUACCAACUAUGAUAUUGCGUGGGACCUCUUAAAGAAAAGGUUCGACAACAAGAACUUUUUGAUCAAACAGCAUUUCUCCGCUCUACUGUCUAUGGCUCCGGUAAAAAAGGAAUCUUCGUCGGCACUUUCGGACCUCGCAGAUGUCUUCGAGAAGCACAUUGGUGUGCUUGACAAAUUGGAAGGACCGGAUGAUCAUUGGAAUUCAUUUUUGGUAGAGUUUCUCAGUAGCAAGCUUGAUUCCGCAUCACAAAAGGAAUGGGAAAAUCAAUUACCCGACAACCAGCGACCAACAUACAAGGAUUUGGUUGCGUUCAUCCACAGGCGUUCUCGUGUUCUCCAAUCUUUGAUGCUCUCCCAAUCUUCGCACACCACCAGCAAACCAGAACCACGAUCCCCUCGAGUUCAUGUGUCAUCUCACUCGGCUCUCACCACUGAGAGCUCAAAAGCUUGCAUUGCGUGCCACAAAGGUUCUCACUUUCUCUCGUCGUGUGCCGAGUUUCUGAAGCUUUCACCGAAGCAGCGCUUCAAUGUGGCCAAAAAGUACGGGUUGUGCCUGAAUUGCCUGCGGUCCUCGCAUUUAGUCAAGGACUGUCCAUCUGGGAACUGUAGAACGUGCAACAAGCGCCAUCACACUUUGUUGCAUAUCAAUGCUUCCACCACGUUGGCUGUUCUGGUUGACAGUCAGUCCAAUCCACCCCCGCAACCCCAACAUGCUUCACAAUCGGUCCCGGUCGUCGAGUCGUCUUCGUCGGUUCGAGCGUGCACUGCCAAUCAGUCGCGCGUAGUCUCUCGGGAAAUGAGACCCGGUUCGUCGCCGUCGGGAGGCCAAACCAAGUCGUUCGCUUCUCCGCCGUCGGUUACAUCGUCAGGCUCCGUUCAUGGGUCUUCGCCGGUGACGAGCUGCUCAGCAGUCACCCCCUCGUCUACAUUCGCACAACGGAUGAACUCUACGAUCUUCAUGCUCACAGCCUACGUGAGGGUUCGUGACAUUGAUGGAAACUACUCGUUAGCUCGCGCUCUUUUGGAUUCAGCAUCCGAGCGAAACUUUGUGACCGAAAAUCUCGCUCAACGAUUGCGGCUCAAGCGAGAGAAAUCAGACGUCGAUGUGUACGGAAUUGGCAACAGCGUACAGCAUGUCUCUCAAUCGGUUUCGGUCAACCUGUCAUCUCGAGUAGGUUCCUUUAGCGCUAGCAUCGACUUCCUAGUGCUUCCCAGCUUGACCCGAAUCUUGCCCUCCACAAACGUGGACAUUUCGAGCUGGAUAAUACCUCGAAACCUCCCAUUAGCAGAUCCCAAAUUUAACGUCCCCCACGGCAUCGAUAUGAUUAUUGGCAUACAAUGGUUCUUCACACUAUUGGAAGAUGAUCAAAUCUCUUUGGGUCCCCAGCUCCCUAUACUACGCAAAACAGUAUUUGGAUACGCUGUAGCAGGUGAUCAUGCGACCACCGAGCCAAUCAAAACGGUCGUGUGUAAUGCAGCACUCACGAUUGACAAACUGACAGCCGCAGUGCAAAGAUUCUGGGAGGUACAAAGUUUUGAGGAAGGGAAAGCAUUGUCGCUGGAGGAACAGUAUUGCGAAGACCAUUUUCGAAGCACCCACUCAAGAGCCCCUGACGGUCGGUAUGUUGUUCGAUUACCGAUUCGUGAUAAAAUGUUGUCGGAACUCGGAGAGUCGUUACCAGUCGCUCAUCGAAGAUUCCAAGCAAUGGAGAGAAAAUUUCUCACCAAUACAAGGCUGCGUAGUGACUACAGUCAGUUCAUGGAAGAGUAUGAGUCGCUCGGACACAUGGAAGUGGUCGAACCCGAUCUGUCCACUCCACACUUCUUCCUCCCGCACCAUGCGAUCAUUCGACCGGACAGCACGACGACCAAGACCCGAGUCGUUUUUGAUGGGUCGUGUCGGUCUGCAAACAAUCUCUCGCUCAACGAUAUUUGCUACGUAGGUCCAACUGUUCAACCACCCCUUCUCGCAACGAGUAUGAAUUUUCGCAUGACCAAGUACGUUAUCACCGCCGAUGCCGAAAAAAUGUACAGGCAGAUCUGGGUACACGACUCCGAUCGUGCUCUGCAGCAAAUUGUGUGGAGAAAGUAUCAGAGCCAAGAGCUGAGAGCCUACCAACUCAACACUGUGACCUACGGUACAGCAUGUGCGCCGUUUCUCGCAACUCGCGUUUUGAACCAACUUGCUGAUGAUGAGAAGGAGAAGUUCCCGUUGGCAGCAACACUGGUGGUGAAGCGUUCAUUCUAUGUCGAUGAUUGCUUGGCUGGAGAUGACGACAAGCACCGAAUGAUGGAUAGUUGUGACCAGCUGAUAGGAUUACUCGCAUCUGGUGGCUUCGUUCUGAGAAAAUGGAGCUCUAACGAUCCCGAAAUUCUCUCUCGUAUCCCCGAAAAUCUCAGGGACAAUCGUGACGACCUAGAAAUUGACAAAUCGUGCUCGGUCAAAACACUAGGUCUGCUCUGGCACCCUCAAAUUGAUUGCUUCGGAUUUAAGGUGCCAAAACUCUCGUCGUCAGAACCGGUCACGAAGCGGAUUGCCUUGUCCGAAAUGUCCAGACUAUUCGAUCCCAUGGGCCUAGUGGGAUCAGUGAUUGUAUCCGCGAAAAUCUUUCUGCAGUCACUUUGGUCCAAUUCGUUCACUUGGGACAGCGUGUUGCCGCAGGAGUACCAGGACUGGUGGAAAUCAUGUGGAAAAUCGGCUUGCAAUCUCCUCAUCUCGAAGUCCAGGGUAUCCCCCCUAACACGACAAUCAACACCUCGUCUCGAAUUGUGUGCAGCUGUGAUGGCAGCACAGUUGGCUGAUAGCGUGAAAACAUCAACCGAACUAUCCUGUUCUACCACAUUCUGGUCAGAUUCAAGCAUAGUGCUUCAUUGGAUCGCAUCAUCGUCAUCGUCUUGGAAAGUAUACGUCUCCAAUCGCAUCGCUGAAAUUCAUCGGCUCACUCGUGGGAGUGAAUGGCGCCAUGUGCCGUCAGAAGCGAACCCAGCAGAUCGCGUCUCGCGUGGAGUUCCAGCCUCUCUCGUCGUCAACGAUCAGAUUUGGUGGCAUGGGCCACCGUUCUUAGCAGUUGAGAGGAACCAUUGGCCAGAGAAUAUCAUCGAGCUUUCUCCGCUCCACCUCCGUGCAAGAGAGGAAGAAGUUCGGCAAACCGUUUCGUUGGUUACAACCUCGCUGCCCAUGGCAAUCUCGCUGAUCAACAAACAUUCGACGUUGCUUCCUCUCACCCACACUUUUGCAUGGAUACGGCGGUUCGUAUCAAACUCUCGCUUGACCGCUCCAAAUCGUGUCGUAGGUUCACUCACCACGAAAGAAGUGGAUGACUCGCUAAGAUGGCUGAUCGGACAAGUUCAGGAAGAAUGUUUUUCUGCCGAAAUACGUUUUCUACAACAGAACCCUGGCCCAGUCAAGAAAAACUUUAGUUUCAAAUCCCCUUUGAAAAAGUUGAACCCGUUUUUAGAUUCUGAGGGCCUGCUGAGAGUCCAUGGCCGCUUAGAAUUGCUAGAAGCACCUUUCGAUACCCGAUACCCGAUCAUACUUCCCGCAAAACACCAUCUAACCAACUUGAUCGUCACAAAAACCCACAUCGACACCUUGCAUUCGGGACCACAGCAACUUCUGUCUACACUCCAACAAAGGUUCUGGGUCAUCCGAGGAAGAGAUGCAGCGAAACGUGUAGUGAACAAGUGCAUGGUCUGCUUCCAUUGUAGGCCGAAGCCAAUAGAACAACUAAUGGGCCCUCUACCAGCAGCGAGGGUAACUCCGUCGCGCGCGUUCGUGAAGUCCGGCGUGGACUAUUGCGGUCCGUUUUUCAUUCGGCCACCGAAUCGCCGCGGAAACUCGGUAAAAAUAUUCGUCGCGAUAGUCGUCUGUAUGGCCUCCAAGGCAGUCCAUAUCGAAAUGGUCUAUAGCCUGUCGUCGGAUUCGUUCGUGAGUGCGCUCAAACGGUUCGUUUCACGUCGCGGUCGCGUGUCCGACGUGUAUUGCGAUAAUGCUCGUACUUUCGUCGGGGCGAACCGGCAGCUCCAAGAGCACAAGCAGCAAUUUGAUGCUAUCCACCGCUCUACCGGAUUAGCAGAAAGCUGCUCCGAAGCAGGGAUCAACUUCCACUUCAACCCAGCGCGUUCUCCCCACUUUGGAGGGUUGUGGGAGGCCGCCGUCAAGAUCUUCAAACAUCAUCUCUAUCGCAUCAUGAAGACUACGCUCCUGACCAUUGAAGAGUUCCAAACUCUCAUAACUCAAAUCGAGGGAAUCAUGAACUCACGGCCUCUCACACCCUUAUCAUCUGAUCCUGCUGAUGUGGUGGCUUUAACACCGGGCCACUUUUUAGUGGGAGAGCCGUUACACUCUGUCCCUGAACCCGAUUUGAGUGACAUUCCCGUUAAUUGCCUCAACUCUUUCCAGCAUAUGCAACAGAAGGUACAACAUUUCUGGCGGGUGUGGUCUCGUGACUACAUCGGGCAGCUUCAAAGUCGCCAACGGUGGCCGUUAGUCCAACCCGACAUCAAGGUUGGAACGAUGGUACUGCUCAAGAAGGAAGCGGCUCCGCCAAUGAAGUGGUUCCUUGGUCGGAUCGAAGCCGUGUUCCCCGGCAAUGACGGCCACGUUCAAGUCGUUCAGGUCCGAACGUCUACUGGCUGCUAUCGGCGGGCCAUCACUGAAGUCUGUCCUCUGCCCAUUGAGAGCGACGCCGAGGCGAACGAAGCACCAGACGCUCCAUCUUCAUCGGGUGCACCACCUGCCGCCACCCCCUACGGAUGA